UGGAGGCGCGGUGUGGGGGAAGUCAGGCCUAAAACUUAUUGGUCGGGAGUCAACAGCCUGCUUCUCUAGUUCGCCACGUCUGUGCUGCGCUUCGGGGGUUCUCACCAGACCUUGCUGAUUUAAUUUUUUUAUAUAUCUUUUUUUUUUGCAUAAAAAGAGAAAUACAUAUUUUUUUUCAUCUUAAGAGAAAAAUUCCAUAUUCCAAGAGAAAAUCAGACAAGAUCAAUGAAGGAGAGAAGAGCCAGCCAGAAAUUAUCCAGUAAAUCUAUCAUGGAUCCUAAUCAGAACGUGAAAUGCAAGAUAGUAGUCGUGGGAGAUAGUCAGUGUGGGAAAACCGCGCUGCUGCACGUUUUCGCCAAAGAUUGCUUCCCCGAGAAUUACGUGCCUACAGUAUUUGAGAAUUACACGGCCAGUUUUGAAAUCGACACACAAAGGAUAGAGUUGAGCCUGUGGGACACUUCGGGUUCCCCUUACUAUGACAACGUCCGGCCCCUCUCUUACCCAGAUUCAGACGCUGUGCUGAUUUGCUUUGACAUCAGUAGACCAGAGACUCUGGAUAGCGUCCUCAAAAAGUGGAAAGGUGAAAUCCAGGAGUUUUGUCCCAACACCAAAAUGCUCUUGGUAGGCUGCAAGUCUGAUCUUCGAACAGAUGUUAGUACAUUAGUGGAACUCUCAAAUCACAGACAAACACCAGUGUCAUAUGACCAGGGAGCAAAUAUGGCCAAACAAAUUGGUGCAGCUACUUACAUUGAAUGCUCAGCUUUGCAGUCAGAAAACAGUGUCAGAGACAUUUUUCACGUUGCCACUUUGGCAUGUGUAAACAAGACAAAUAAAAACGUUAAGCGGAACAAAUCACAGAGGGCCACAAAGCGGAUUUCACACAUGCCCAGCAGACCAGAACUCUCUGCAGUUGCCACGGACUUACGAAAGGACAAAGCAAAGAGCUGCACUGUGAUGUGAAUUUCCCAUUUUCUUGAACAAGGACAAGGAAAUCUAGUAGACAAACACCAAUAGAGAUUUGAGAACACAAAAAAAGGUGAUGUCAGAGUGAAGUGCACAGCCAAAGUCAUGUAUUCCGGAAGCUUCGGAGGCACCUGAAAAGAUGCUCUUUGGUUUGGGAUUCUGUCCUUAGGUUCAACGUGUAGAACAUGUGGUGAGAAGUGAAUACAUUGAAGAGUUUUGCAACGUGACUUGAAAAAUAUGCCAAAAAAGAGAGCGCGAGAGGAAGAGAGAGAGAGAUUCAAAUGGGCUGGAGAGAAAUGAGAAGAAAUGCAAAUAUGUCCAGGAAGAACAAUCCUGCUCUGAAUGGUGCUUGUGUUUUUGUUUUUGUUACAAUUGAUCCUGGAUCUCGACUUUGAUUUACUUUCAAAUGUUUUAAUCUCCUUCCCCCCCCCAAAAAAAAAAGUAUAUAUAAUAUACCGUCCUCAUUGGGGAACUGGCACUGUGACCUUAGCGUUUAGUUUUCUAGAGGAUGUGAUAUAAUUUCUUCCUAGCUCAUCAUUAAAAUGGAAAUUGUAUCAGGACCCUUGGGAUAUCCAGAGGAAAAGUU
Messenger RNA from Suncus etruscus (white-toothed pygmy shrew), 1549 nucleotides. It is a transcript of the gene RND3, whose product is annotated as Rho family GTPase 3. The record is from RefSeq and is a predicted model, not a curated record. Lineage: Eukaryota; Metazoa; Chordata; Mammalia; Eulipotyphla; Soricidae. The transcript has 5 exons. Gene Ontology annotation, molecular function: GTPase activity; GTP binding. Gene Ontology annotation, biological process: small GTPase-mediated signal transduction. Bases 226 to 960 code for a protein of 244 amino acids.